GAAAAUCUGGAGUAAUCUUGGAAUCUCAGUGCCCAGAAGGUUUGGAGAAAAUUCAGCAAUUAGAAGAUACAAGUCGCUAUCGCCGAAUAGUGGAAGAAGAAACUGUCAUCACCCAAAAACCAACUUUCACCAAGUCAUUACAUAACAUUCAAGUAAUUGAAGGGACCAACAUUCAUUUAGAGUGCCGACUGGCCCCUGUUGGAGACCCCUCCAUGAAAGUAGAUUGGUUCCUCAACAAUGUUCCUAUUAGGAUAGGACAUCGUUUUCGACCAGCACACGAGUUUGAUUACGUCGCACUGGACAUUUUGAGUAUUUACCCAGAAGACAGUGGAGUGUACACUUGUAAGGCCACGAGCAGUUUGGGCCAGGCCGUUACAUCAUGCUCUGUGAACUGUAUUGCGAAAAGCCAGGUUAUACUGGAAUCUCAGCAACCAGAAAGCUUAGAAAAAAUUCAGUACCUCGAGGACACCAGCCGCUACAAGCGAGAUACCUGGGUUGAAGAAGUUGCGAAGGUGAGACCAAAAUUUACUGAUCACAUGCACAAUCUUUCUCUUCAUGAGGGUCAACAGGCACAUUUCGAAUGUCGUUUGGAACCGGUGAAUGACUCGUCUCUAAAGGUGGAAUGGUUUCGUAAUGGAAUUGCUCUUCCGUCUGGCCACAGGUAUCGUCUUUUCCAUGACUUUGGUUAUGUAGCAUUAACUAUUUUGUCUGUGGUACCUGAGGAUGCGGGAUCCUACACUUGUAGGGCUACAAACAGCAUUGGAACAGCGGAAAUAUCUGCCAACCUUAACUGUCAGAGUAAAACUGCAAUAAUCUCAGAAACGCAACAUCCAGAGGGCUUACAAAAGAUUCAACAGCUGGAGUCGUACACACGAUAUACCAGACAAGAAGAAGAAAAAGUCAUAACUCAAGUUCCUGUGUUUGUAAGUCAACUUCAUGAUGUGGAGAUUAAGGAAGGACAGCGAGUUCACUUCGAGUGCCGUUUACUCCCAGUUGGGGAUACAAACCUUAAAGUUGAAUGGUUUCAUAAUGGAAAGCCUAUUAAAAUGGGUACACGCUUUAUUGAGACCCUUAGUUUUGGUUUUGUGGCACUUGACAUUAUGUACGCUUAUCCUGAGGAUGCAGGAACAUACAUGUGUAGGGCAACAAAUGCCCUUGGAGAAGCUGUCACAUCAGCCCAGUUAAGGUGUUACGAAAAGGAUAAAUUGAUCCUUGACUCCCAACAACCAGAUAGUCUGCAGAAGAUUCAACAAUUAGAAGACAGCAGUCGCUAUCAUAAGACUACUACAGUAGAAGAAGCCAUUUCACAAUCUCCAGUUUUUGUACAGCCUAUGAGAAACUUGCAACUCCAAGAAAACCAAAGUGCUCAUUUUGAGUGUCGUCUUAUACCUAUUGGAGAUCCCAAGUUGAAGGUGGAAUGGUUUUUUAAUGGUGUGGCUCUUAUGCAAGCCACUCGUGUCACCACUAUGCAUGACUUUGGAUAUGCUGCUCUAGAUCUGGCCUAUGUGAAACCUGAAGACAGUGGUACAUAUUCGUGUAAGGCAACAAAUGAACUUGGACAAGCUGUUUGUUCUGCCACUUUGACCGUCAAAGGAUCAAGUAACUUGCUGCUUGAAUCUCAACAACCUGAUAGCCUUCACCAGAUUCAAUACCUUGAGGACUCAACUAGACACCAGAGGGAGGUUACGGAAGAAAUGGUAAUCACUAGUAGACCAGUCUUUGUUACUCCAUUGAGAGGACCCACUAAGUUGACAGAAGGUCAGAACAGUCAUCUUGAGUGCAAAAUUGAACCAUAUCCAGAUCCUACAAUGAAGAUUGAAUGGUUUUACAAUGGUCAGAUCUUAAAAACAGCUCAUCGCUUCCGCACAGUGUAUGACUUUGGACACGUGGCCCUAGACAUCUUUUCAGUUAAUGCUGAAGAUUCAGGUGAAUACAUGGUCAAGGCAACAAACUGUUUGGGCACCUCUACCUCAUCCGUCGUUAUUCAAGUAACAGCCAAAAGUGGAUUGAUUUUAGAAUCACAGCAGCCUGACAGUCUGCAGCAAAUCCAAUAUCUGGAAGAUGAAAGUCGCUUCCGCAAAACCACAGUUGAAGAAGUCGUAUAUGAUCAACGUCCAGCAUUUGGACGGCUGCUUCAUGACUUGGAAAACCUGGUUGAAGGACAGAGAGCUCACCUUGAAGCUACACUGACUCCAGUUAAUGAUCCAAACUUAAAGAUUGAAUGGUUCUUCAAUGGCUAUCCGAUUCAACAAGGUCAUCGCUUUAAAACGACAUGUGACUUUGGAUAUGUAGCCCUGGAUAUCCUGUAUGUCUUGCCAGAGGACACUGGUACUUACAUUUGUAAAGCCGUAAACAAAGUUGGUGAAGCUAUAACCACUUGCUCACUAAGAGUUCAGAGCAAGAGUGGAAUAAUCUUGGAUACACUACAUGAAGAAGGCUUGGAGAAAAUUCGAGAGCUUGAAACUUCCUACAUCCCUAAAGCAGAAGAGCCUGUCAUUCAAGUUUGUCCACCUGUAUUCUUAAAACCUCUGAUUAAUCAAGAGAACCUGAUGGAAGGGAAACCUGUUCAUCUGGAAUGUCGUCUUGAGCCUGUGAAUGACCCUAAGUUGCAAGUUAUGUGGUACAUCAAUGGAGUAGAAAUUCAAGCAGGUCAUCGAUUCAGAACAACUCAUGACUUUGGUUAUGUAGCACUGGACAUUCUUUAUGCCAAUCCAGAGGACACUGGUAUAUAUAUGUGUAAAGCAGUGAAUGACCUGGGAGAGGCUGUCUCAACAUGCUCCAUUAAAAUCCAAGGUCGGAGAAAUGUGUAUUUUGAAACUCAACAUCCUGAAGGACUGGAAAAGAUCAGAGAACUGGAAUGUCAGCCCAAGUACCAGUCAGUGGAAGUGGAAGAAAGGCCAGUUUCUAAGCCAUACUUUACACUUGAAUUAAAAGGAAUUACAGAACUUAUUGAAGGCCAGACGGGUCACUUGGAAUGUCGAGUUGAGCCAGCCCAUGAUUCAAAUCUCCAUGUGGAAAUUUUACAUAAUGGCAAACCCCUAGAUGCUGGAUCUCGUUUCCAUGUAACAUUUGACUUUGGUUAUGUUGCCCUGGAUAUCAGACAUGUAUUACCGGAGGACACGGGGAUGUUUACUGUUAAGGCCAAAAACAAUCUUGGAGAAGCCACUAGCUCUAUUAACAUCAGAGUGCAAGCAAAGACCAGUAUAAUUAUGGAUACUCAACAUCCAGAAGGUUUAGCAAAGAUUCAAGCACUUGAGGAUGAAGCUCGACAACGGAGUGAUGUGUAUGUUGAGCCGAGAACCUUCCAACGACCAGUGUUUACAGCUCCUCUGCAUAACUUAGAUGACCUGGUAGAGGGACAAAGUGCACACCUUGAGUGUCGAUUGAUUCCUGUAGGUGACCCAACUUUAAAAGUGGAAUGGUUCUUUGAUGAAAAAUCCAUACAGCCAGGCUCACGUGUUAAGACAACUCAUGACUUUGGCUAUGUGGCUCUGGAUAUUCAGUAUGUACGGCCUGAUGAUGUGGGUGUUUAUAUGUGUCGUGCAUCAAAUGAGAUGGGUGAAGCGGUCACCACUGCCACCAUCAAAGUAGUAAAAACUAAGACCUCAAUUAUAUUAGAAACACAGCAUCCAGAAGGCCUUGAAAAGAUCCAAGAGCUAGAAAAUGCCAGAAAUUUGGCUGCCCCAGAGGUCCCAGAGAAAGUAUUUGAAAAACCUGUUUUUACUAUGCCUCUCACUGGUCCUCCAGAACUGGUUGAAGGACAGCCUGCUCACUUUAAAUGUCGUGUUAUACCUGUUGGUGAUCCUAAUCUCAAGUUUGAGUGGUUUGUGAAUGGAGUAGAACUCAAAAUGGGUACCAGGUUCCAAGUGACACACGACUUUGGGUUAGUGAGUCUUGACAUUAUGUCUACGAUUCCUGAAGAUUCUGGUGUGUAUAUGUGUAAGGCUGUCAAUCUAGCAGGUGAAGCUGUGACCUCAACUUCCAUCAAAGUCCGAAGUCGGCAGGGGGUUCUCGGAGAAAGCCAACAUCCCGAAGCUUACAAAAAAACACAGAAAUUUGAGCUUGAUUCAACUUGUAUUCCUGAAGUCUGGUGGGAUGCCAGACCAGCCACAAGGCCUGUUUUUACAAAGCAUUUGGUUAACCAAGAAAAACUAAUAGAAGGGCAAAAUGUCCGUCUUGAAGGUACUUUAGAGCCUGUAGAUGAUGAGAAAUUAAAGGUGGAAUGGUUUAAAAACAGCAAGACUAUUAUACAAGGCACAAGAAUAAGAACAGCAUUUGACUUUGGUCAUGUGACUUUGGAUAUCUAUGGAAUAAGACCUGAAGAUUCAGGUAUCUACACUUGUAGAGCUGUGAAUGAAGCUGGAGAAGCUGUAUCAACUUGUACUAUCAAGGUUGAAGGUCGUGAAGGGGUCUUAUCAGGAAGUCAACAUCCAGGGAGUCUUCCAAAGAUUCAACAGUUGGAAACUACUUUCAGGUCUGAACCCGAGUUUGUGGAGCCAUCGUAUGAAAGUCCUGUAUUUAUAACCCACCUAAACAACCUGGAGCUUCGAGAAGGAGAGCCAGCACACUUCCAAUGUCAAGUUGAACCAUCAAGAGAUCCAACUCUCAUCAUCGACUUCUUAGUCAAUGGAAAACCUCUCCCGGCAGCCACCAAGUUCAUGGUUAAAAAUGAUUUUGGUUUUGUCACACUGGAUAUUUCUCAUGCUUACACUGGUGAUGCUGGUAUUUACACGUGUCGAGCUACAAAUAAUAAAGGUCAGGCUGUCACUACAGGCUCACUGAAAGUCCAUGCAAAUUUCACUACCCUUCAGAACUGUUGUUAUUCCACUUGUUCCUGUUUAUCCAGAGAUAUCAUCUAUGGAACUCAACAUCCUAUGGGUCAAGUAGGUCUAUCCCGAAUACAAGAAGUGGAAGAAGCCUACCUUAGCAGAUAUCAGAUGCCAGUAGAGGAAGCAGAACAAGAGUUUCCAAAACCUGUGUUUGUUGAACCAUUACAAGCCAACUUCACUGUGAAUGAAGGGGAAGGUCUUCGACUGUACUGUCGCUAUGAGCCGUCUGCAGACCCUAAACUUGCUAUUGAAUGGUUCUUUAAUGGGAAACCUUUAGAACUAGCAUCUCGCUUCACAAGCACCAGUGAUUUUGGGCAAGUCACUCUAACAAUAUCCGAUCUCUGGCCAAGAGACUGUGGUGUCUAUACUUGUCGUGCACAUAACAAGAGGGGUGAAGCCUUCACUUCAACGACACUUCAGUGUGUUGGAAAAAGCUUUAUCUAUGAAGGAACACUUCAUCCUGAAGGAGAAAGAGGGCUUGAGAGGAUCCAGGACUUGGAAGAGUCAUUGGUCAGGCAAUCUGAAGGAGUACUUUUGGAGGAAGAAGGACACCCACCUAUUUUUACAUCUCAGUUCCAGAACUUGACUAACCUCAGUGAAGGGGACAUUGCACACUUUGAGGCAACACUCACACCAGCAGGAGAUCAAACUAUGGUUGUUGAAUGGUUCUUCAAUGAAAAACCACUUAAAGCUGGUCAUCGUAUUCGUACAGUCCAUGCCUUUGGUAUGGUAGUUUUAGAAAUCCUAGGUGUCAUUGCUGAGGACACAGGAAGAUACACUUGUCGAGCAACCAACAAAUGGGGAAAAGCUGAAAUCACUGUUAUCUUAGAGACCGUUGAUCGCUCACGGGGUCAGAAACCUCAUUUCACAACCCAACUACAGAGCAUUGUGGGAUUGAAAGAGGGUGACAGUGCACACUUUGAAUGUUUCCUGGUACCAGUUGGGGAUCCAGCUAUGAAAGUUGAAUGGUUCCAUAAUGGACAACCCCUCAGAGACAGCUCACGCAUCAAAACCCUGAGUGAUUUUGGUUAUGUGGUUAUGGACAUCUCGUUUGUCCAUGUUGAAGAUGUAGGAGAGUAUAUCUGUGUAGCCACUAACAAGUAUGGCUCUGACACUACCCGCUGCAUUCUGGAGUGUGCUGGUCAUGGCAAGAUCUUCAGAGAUUCUUUACAACCACAGAGCUUAGAAAAGAUAGCAGCACUGGAAGGUUAUUCUCAUUACAAGACGUCUAUGACUGUAGGACCAUCAGUUAAUCAACCUCCAAAAUUUCACAGUCAGAUUCAAUCUUUGGUCCAUCUGGUAGAAGGACAAAGUGCCCACUUUGAAGCCCAGUUGUCUCCAGUGAAUGACCCCAACUUAAAGGUGGAGUGGUUCUUCAAUGGCCAACCAUUUAGGCAUGGCCAUCGCUUCAGAACCUUCCAUGAUUUUGGAAUUGUCAUUUUGGACAUCCUUUAUUGCUAUGGUGAAGACAGUGGAGAGUACAUGUGUAAGGCUACAAAUCGUCUAGGCACAGAUGUCACUAAGACUGUACUUAGAUGUACAUCUAAAAGUUCUCUGAUUUUGGAGCCUCAGCUGCCUCCUGAAAUGGCUGGUGGUACUGAGCAUAUUAUUGAACUUGAAGAAGCUUUGUACCAGUCUCGAAUGGAAAUAUCGGAAGAAAUUACACGAGAAGCUCCCCAAUUUACAAAACCAUUAGAUAAUUUGACAAACAUGCAUGAAGGAGAGAGUGCUCACUUUGAGGCUCGGUUGAUACCAACUGAUGAUCCUGAUCUUAAGCUUGAAUGGUUUAAGGAUGGAAAACCACUUCGUGCUGGUACUCGUAUUCGAACCAUCCAUGACUUUGGAUUUGUCGUUCUUGAAAUCAGCCCAGUGUAUCCAGAGGACAGUGGUAUUUAUUCCUGUCGUGCUGUCAACAGAAUAGGUGAAGCAGUCACCACAUGUACUAUGAAAUGUGAAGGAAAACGAGGCAUCAUACUGGAAACCCAGUUACCAGAGGGCAUGGAAACAGGAAUUGAGAAAAUUGCUAGAUUUGAAGAUAUUUCUAGUACUCGUGUAGCAGAAACCUGGAUGGAUAUUGAUAUUUCACAAGCUCCGAAGUUCAUUUCCAAACCCCAGGACAUCUCUCUACCUGAGAACUCUCUGGCUCACUUUGAAUGUCGCCUAAUACCAGUUGGAGACCCGACUAUGAGAGUGGAAUGGUUCCACAAUGGAAAACCUCUUAUUACAGGAACAAGAGUCAGAUCAAUCAGCGAUUUUGGUUUUGUGAUCUUGGAAAUUGCCGGUGUCUACAAAAGAGAUAUUGGAGUAUAUACAUGUAAAGCUGUGAACAGAGUUGGAGAAGCUACUGCCUCUGCAAACUUAACUGUUAAAAGCAAAGCCUCGGUAAUUGUCGACCCACAACUUCCUGAAGACUUCAAAUCAAGUACUAAAACCUUACAGCAUCUAGAAGAAUCUUUAUAUCAAAAGCAGGAGACUGUCUUUGAUGAAGAAAAGCCACAACCUCCUCGAUUUAUCACACACAUACAAGACCUUACAGACAAAGUUGAAGGGGACUUUGCUCACUUUGAGUGUAGACUGGAACCACAGGGAGAUCCAAACCUCACAGUUGAAUGGUAUUACAAUGGACAGCCUUUGAUAACAGGCUCACGUGUUCACACAAUUAAUGACUUUGGCUUUGUUGUUCUGGAGAUUGAUUGGUUAUUCCCACGAGAUGCUGGUGAAUAUGUUUGUAAAGCCGUCAACAGAUGGGGCACUGACUCUACAAGAGCUGUACUGAAGGUUAAGAAUAAAAGGGAUAUCAUCAUGGAGAGCCAGCUGCCUGAGGGAAUGUCUGCUGAUAAACUUCGAGCACUAGAAUAUCCAUCCAUGCAGGAACAGCCUGUGGAGGAGGGCCCUCUACAACCUCCUCAUUUCGUCACGCAGAUCCAACCUCAAGAAAAUCUGAAUGAAGGUGAUGGUGCACAUUUUGAAUGUCAUCUUGAACCUGUCAAUGAUCCCAAGCUUCGGGUGGAAUGGUACCGCAAUGGUCAGCCAUUACGUACUGGUCACAAGUUCAAGACAACUCAUGACUUUGGUUAUGUAGCAUUAGAUGUGCUAUAUGUUUACCCUGAGGACAGUGGUGAAUAUAUGGCCAGAGCCAUUAAUGAUCUUGGUGAAGAUAUAACAAGAACAACCUUGAAGUGUAAAGGAAAGCCAGCUCUCAUCUAUCAAACCCAGUUGCCUAAAGAGAUGGAGGGUGGUGUUCGAAAGAUAGUUGAAAUGGAAGCUGCUUGGCAGAGGGUUGAAGACAUUGAAGAAAUGCCCCAAGAGAGAACAGCACCCAUGUUUGUAAUGAAACCAGAGCCACAAGUGGUGUUAGAAGGAGAUGGGGCCAAGUUCCAGUGCCGAGUCAGUGGAAAUCCCCGUCCUCGAUUGAUGUGGAUCCUGAAUAACCAGAGUGUGAUCAAUGGCUCUCGAUGCAGGCUAACUUAUGAUGGUAUUUUUCACCUUGAAAUUCCUAAAAGCAAACUGUACGAUCAAGGAAAGGUGGAAGUUAUUGCUCGUAAUACUUUAGGGCAGGCUUAUUGCUGGACUACCUUGGAAGUAAAACCACGGUUUGAUGAUUAUCGUGCUGUCUUGAAACACUCUCCUAAGCCAUGGUAUGACUCUGAAGUUAAACGUUAUCAGAAAGAUCGACAAGAGUCUGAACUCCAGCGAGUCUUCGAAGAGAAGUUAACACCUGGUGGAACCAAAGUAGAUGUAUGGAAAACACAAGAGUAUGAAGGUGAACAUGUAAAAAUAAAACAAAGGCUGGAAGAAGAAGACACAAAGAAAAUGCAGCCUGAAGUUAAAAGAUUCAAAACAGAUGCAUUUUAUAUUGACAGUGUUACUGGAGAAAGGAGAACGGAGCAACAAUCUCAAGUAUCGUGGAUGACCAAAUCUUAUCAGGACAAAGUAGAACAUACUGUUCACACCCCCAUGCUUCCUGAAACACUGGUCCAUGGUAAAGAAGUCCAGGUAUCUAAGCAGAAACAGACCCAGCGGGAAGUGAAGGGUGAGUGGGAAGUCACUCGUCACACAACUCUGACAGAAACUAUGGAACAAGAACACAAGGGCAUCACCCAGGAGAGGAAAGUUAUUGGACCAGUGUCUGAAACAAAACCUCCGCUUUUUACCAAGAAGAUUCAACCGUGUCCAGUGGUUGUCGGAGACACAGCUAAGUUUGACUGCACGUUCACUGGUACUCCAACACCAACCAUUACUUGGUACAGGGAGAAUUUCCCUAUUUCUCCUUCCCAGAAAUUUAUGAUAAAAACAACUGACAAGACUUCUACACUUACAAUUGAGAAGGUGUGCAUAAACGAUAGUGGUAUGUUUAGUGUCAAGGCAGAAAACAGAGGAGGCUCUGCCAAGUCUUCAAGUAAUUUGGUAGUGGAAGGUAGA
Messenger RNA from Limulus polyphemus (Atlantic horseshoe crab), 9251 nucleotides. RefSeq names its product titin-like. The transcript is spliced from 51 exons. NCBI's taxonomy places the organism in Eukaryota, Metazoa, Arthropoda, Merostomata, Xiphosura, Limulidae. The record is from RefSeq and is a predicted model, not a curated record. The annotation marks the transcript as partial.